AUGUCCUCCGAUGCCCCCCUCGUCUCUUUUCUCCCUCUGGGAGCCAUAAUCCAAGAGCUUCGCGUCGGCGACCUCAAUAUCGUCCAGGGCUUCCCCACUCAGGACCUCUACGUCUCCCACAACGGCCCCUUCUUUGGGGAGACCAUCGGCCGGGUUGCGAACCGCAUCUCUAAUGCCAAGCUUGACAGUCUGAAUGGGGGCAAGACGUAUAGCUUGGCUGCGAACAACGGGGUGAAUAACCUCCACGGAGGAGUCGUUGGUUGGGGGAAGAGGGUCUGGGAUGGGCCGGUUCCUGUUGGUGUCAGAGAGAUUCCUGGGGUGGGCAAGAUUGAAGGCGGGGAGAGCGUCAAGUUUACGCUUGUGAGCGAGGACGGGGAUGAGGGGUUUCCGGGGGAGGUGAAGGCGACGGUGGUGUAUACUGUGGGCAAGCAGACGGAGGGGGGGAAGGAGGUUGUUGUGCUGGGGAUGGAGUACGAGGCUGAGCUGGUUGGGGAGGGGGUGGAGGAGACGGUUGUCAAUAUGACGAAUCACUCUUACUUCAACCUUACCGGCGGCUCGUCAAUCGAAGGCACGGAGGUCACCCUCGUGACGAACAACUACCUCCCCGUUGACGACGGCGGUAUUCCUACCGGCGGUCCCGCCCCCUUUGCCAAGGUCCAGGGACAAACUCCGUUUGUUCUUGGUGCUCAAGAGCCGGAUAUUGACGACUGCUUUGUUGUUAACGAGGCCGCUGGUUCUAUUCCUAUCGACACCCGCGCCGAGUCCCUGACCAAGCUCGUCAGUGCUAGACACCCUGAGACUGGCAUCCACCUCGAGGUUCUCAGCACCGAGCCCGCCUUCCAGUUCUAUACUGGCAAGUACAUUGACGUGCCUGAGGUGGCUGGCAUCCCGGCGCGCAAGGCCAGAAGUGGGUUCUGUGUCGAGCCGAGCCGUUAUGUGAAUGCGGCGAAUGUGCCCGAGUGGAAGAGCCAGAUGCUGCUCAAGAAGGGGGAGAAGUACGGGACGAGGACUGUGUACAGGGCUUGGAAGGAGUAGAUUGCAAUUGCACCUACAUGAUACCGGGUAGUCUGACAGAAUGAAUAAAAGUAACAGGCCAUAGGCUCUUCAUAA
Messenger RNA from Podospora pseudopauciseta, 1110 nucleotides. RefSeq lists its product as uncharacterized. Lineage: Eukaryota; Fungi; Ascomycota; Sordariomycetes; Sordariales; Podosporaceae. Gene Ontology annotation, biological process: beta-D-galactose catabolic process via UDP-galactose, Leloir pathway; glucose metabolic process. The record is from RefSeq and is a predicted model, not a curated record. Gene Ontology annotation, molecular function: aldose 1-epimerase activity; carbohydrate binding. The transcript is spliced from 2 exons. The coding region runs from base 1 to 1035 and encodes 344 amino acids.